This is a messenger RNA of Soboliphyme baturini, 267 nucleotides long. The record is from the annotation of a GenBank genome assembly. Lineage: Eukaryota; Metazoa; Nematoda; Enoplea; Dioctophymatida; Soboliphymatidae.
AUGCUGUCGAUUGAGCGCGCCACACUGAGGUUCAAAGACGGUUUUUUUCCUGCCAUGAAAGGUAACUUGCUCAUAGCCGAGCAACGAGUGGAGUGGCUGCUUCAUGGCUGUGAGUGCCGUUUUCAGAGUCUGGCAGGAAAAUGUCCGGGCGAAAGCGAGGAAGUCGACGAGCGAUCGACGACGAGCGUCAACAGCGGCUACAACGACGAGGUAGAGGCGAAUAUGCGGGCGGAGUCUGACAGACUGAAAGAGGCGAAGGCAGAGUAG